UACAGGUACACAUAUGAAGCAUGAUCCAUGUGCAUUUCCAAAAUUCAUAUCCAAAAUCCAUAACUGUUAAUCACCACCGUCAAACAAACCUCACCAACUACACUCUCCGCCUUUCUUCUUUCUCUGUCAGUGGAGACUAAAUAGCUCCAUGUUCUUCUUCUGACCUUUCUGAACCAGUCAUUUCAUACAACCCUUCUUCUUAUAACGCUCUUUCUAACGAACCCAUAAUCUAAUCUUCUACUCUUUUUCCUUUUUCAAUUAAAAAUCUUUCUUCCUUCCCUUUUUUGCUUUUUGCUCUUCCUUCCCCUUCACCCUUUCUCUCUUUGCUACCUGGCUUCAACCUUACAAAUCCAAUAAUCACAUUAUAGAACACCCAUAACCCAUUUUCCAUUUCUAAUCCCUUUGUUUUUCACUCUCAAGUCCCAAUUCCUUUCUUCUUUUAUUUCUGUUUUUCAGUUUUGUGAUAUAUUUUUCUUUCGAUUCAGAUAAUGGGAAACUGUUUUACUGGUCCCAACAAAUCGACGGCUGAGAUAUCUCCCUGUGAUUGCAUCAAAGCCGUCGGUUCAGCCUCCGUCUCCGCCAAUCCGGCGGCUGCUGCGCCAGUCACAGCCGCCGUCGCCACCACCACCGUCCGAUUGUAUGGGUCGCCGAUCAGCAUGCUUACCUCCUACAUUCGCUUCGCUCUUCUCUAUAAGGCCGUGCCUCUCCGCUUUGUCCCAUCAGAAACGACGUCGGAGACGCCGACCCUCCAAAUCGGAUCGGAGACCGUGUCGGGUACUCGUGAGAAGUUGCUCCGUUUCGUGGACGAGAAAUUUCCAGAGCCGCCGCUGAGAAUGGUGAAAUACAAUCUGGAAGGGUUCGACGAAACGACGCCGUUGAUUGUGAGGGUGACGUGGCUUCAGCACAGGAGCUUGAUAUGGCACCUGCAUAAGAUGGUGAGGUGGGCGGAGGAUCUGUCGACACGUGGAGGCAGGAAGUCCGUUGAUCCGUCGGUCGGGACCCCAACAAUGGAGUUGAAGAAGUUCGGGAAGAGCUACUCGCAUUUGCUGGAUUUGAUGCUUGAGCACGCACAGAUGGAGGAGAGGGUCCUUUUCCCUGUCCUUGAAAUGGCUGAUCGAGGGAUAUGUAAAUCUGCAAAUCAGGAACAUGCAAGGGAUCUACCCGUCAUGAAUGGCAUUAAAGAAGAUAUCAAAUCAAUUGUAGUUUUGAAUUCCGGGAGCCCUGCCUACCGAGAGAUUCUCUGCAACAUCUCAGCUCGACUCAAAUCACUGCAGGAACGUACUAAGGAACAUUUUGAGGAGGAGGAGAGAGAUUUGCUGCCAUUGAUGGAGGCAACAGGGCUGAGCAGAGAUCAACAGAGGAGACUACUAGACCAAUGUUUUGAUUCCAUGAAAGGAACUCACUCACAUAUGUUUAACUCCUUCCUCGAAGGCCUACUCCCGCGCGAUGCUAUGCAGUACUUGGAUUUAAUCAUGAAAUUUAAAGACCAAGAAUGACCCUCAAUGAUUGAUUAUCCAGUAAAGAUUAAUCCUGUCAAUUUGUGGAUUUACCAUGAAAAUAAGAGGAAUGGAUUGUUUUCUUUCCAUGACCCUUGUUUUCCUUCAUCAGCUGUUUGCAUCCAGGGACCUUCGAUUAACAGAAGGUGGAGAAAGUGGGGAUCUACACAGAUUUUAAGUACAGUUGCAUUGUUCUGCUUAGUUGGAGUAGUCUUGUUGUUGAAGUUAGUUGGAUUUUUUGGAUGACAAUGUUAAAAUUUGCAAGAGGAAAA
Molecule: messenger RNA, 1768 nt
Organism: Carica papaya (papaya)
Lineage: Eukaryota; Viridiplantae; Streptophyta; Magnoliopsida; Brassicales; Caricaceae
Product: hemerythrin HHE cation-binding domain protein
Source: RefSeq, a predicted model, not a curated record